AUGGCCACGAAGGAAGCAUCGAGCUCUUCCUCAGGUCUAGCUACACCAGAUAGCGCUACACCGCACAAUAACGGCAGCACCAAUAAUGUUUCAGACAUCUUAACCCCCCAAGAGCUUUCCUCAGAUGAUUCUUGGUCCAUUGUGACUGGGAGCGACUCACAAUCAGUCGCUUAUGAUGACGUUGUAUCCAGCGAUGAUGGAGAACGGGAAGAACAUAACAAAGAGAUUCGAGCUUCGGUUUCUACGCUCAAAAACGAACUUAACGGAUCACACUUCUCGGUGCCUCGAAUUGAACUGGAUAAGGGGCCAGAAGAAGUUGCUGAAGAUCGGGGUGCACCCGAUGAGUCUCUCACUACACUUAUCGACCAUGUGAAAUCUUUGAAGCGGGAUAAAUUGAAAUCGUGGCAUUGUAUUGCCGCACUAGGACUUGCCCUGACCAUGUUGGUUGGAGGAACGGUAUUCAGAACUAAGGACGUGGACUGCUCUGCUGUGUCUGAGAAUAUGAGAAUGACACUUCAAGACUGUCUAGUCAAGGGUUUAGAUACCAAAAUGGGGUGCUUAAAGCAGUAUUUUGAAGAGCGCAAAGCGUAUGAAACUCGCUGCUCAUUUCAAGAUCAGGACCUCAUAACUUUCGAGAGCCAUCUCAAAUUCGGAAGGGAAAUGUUUGGCGAAGGCGCGCUGGCUGAAGCUUAUAGCGGACUUCUUUGGGCAAAGGAACAAAGACUUGAAUUAGGCGAGAAGGGACUAGAGUGGUCUCGCAGGUUCGGGAGCGCUAUGAAGGAGAACUUUUCGACAAGCUUGAAGGUACUUGCUCAGGCUAAAGAGCUUUCCAUCGAGAAGCUGGGGGACACAGGUUUAGUAUUACGUCGACUGACUAAGGAAUGGGGGUACAACAUGAGGAAAGGGCUCCAAUUUGCAGAUAAUUUUCUCUUUCAGGCUCGGCUUUGGGCCGGUGGUACUGCUUUAGCUUUUGCGAGAGACGGGAAAGUUGCAAUUGAGCGUGGCGAUGAGCGCUUGAAGGAACUCUUGACUAAAGUGAAAACCGUCUCUUCAAUGUUGUCUCAACGGUACUUAGAUAUACCUAAAGGGCUUUCUUCGCUAGUGGAGUUCAAAGACAUUGCUCAAGGGAAGUUAUUGGAAUCCGGACAGAGGUCCUUGAAGAAUUCCACUCGUGCGCUCAAAUAUAUUCGCCAACGAUUGCCGCUGAUUCGCAGAAAAUGGGUCUCGUUUGCUUGCAGCCUAUACAGAGAAUCCUGCCUCUCCUUCAGCAAUGUAGGCUCACAUUUACACACACAGUUCAAGCUGUCAGCUCAUGGAGUCAGAGAAUUCAACACGAUAUUACACGAUAAAUUUCUACAAUGGUACAAUAGUUUUGAAAUACCCUGGUUUUAG
Messenger RNA from Ogataea angusta, 1392 nucleotides. RefSeq lists its product as uncharacterized. Lineage: Eukaryota; Fungi; Ascomycota; Pichiomycetes; Pichiales; Pichiaceae. The transcript has a single exon. The record is from RefSeq and is a predicted model, not a curated record. Bases 1 to 1392 code for a protein of 463 amino acids.